CCAAGUCCCCGACCCCGGAAAAAAACUCCACGAAUAAAAGCCGGCGGCACGUCGGCCGGUGCUCCUCCUUCUCCGCGGGCGGGCUCUCCGAUUCGCCGCGAGGAAGGAGGAGGCGCGGGGGGACGCCCGCAAUGGAGGAGCUCGCGCCGGCGCCGAGGCACCGGGAGCGGCGGAGGCACCGGAGGAAGGCGUCGGACGCCGGGGCGCGGGCGGCGGCGGCGGCGUCGGCGUACAGCGACGUGUUCGGCGGGCCGCCGCAGUUCGCCGCGGCGUUCGACGGGGUGCCGGCGGACUACGGGGAGGUGUUCGGUGGCGUCGCGGCCUCGUGCUCCAUCCCCUACCUCGACCUGCCCCCGGCCGCCGCCCGCGACGACGGCGCCGGGGCCGGGGGGUACGGCGAGAUCUUCGGCCGGUUCGACUUCGGGGACUUGGCGGAGCCAUACGAGGACCUGUUGGCGGAGGCGGUGGCGUUGGCGGCGGAGAUCGCGUCGUCGAGCGAGAGCUCGAGAUCAUCUGUCAGAAAAGAAUCUGGCCAACUAGAUGCUGAGCCAUCUAUACUCCAUCAACACUAUCCAACUGUGGGUUAUGACCAACACUUUGAUGAUGAGGAAUUUUCUCCAAUCUCCUCGCCUCCAGAUAGUGGGAAACAAUUUAAUAUGUCAUUUAACAAGGCUACCUGGGGAAGACCAGAUGAUAUAGUUAAAAUAACUACUUGUAUGGUGGAACCUUCAAUAAGUUACGUAGUUGACUCUUGCAAUCUGUCAAACAAGUCAGCAACAGAUCAUGUUGUAAUAGUGGGUGGUGAUACAUUUGUGAAUGGCGAAAAAGGAAGCACAGGCCAGACAUUCCCAUCAAGUUCAAGCGUGAAGAGUGCUAGUAGUGAUUCUAUGUCUGAUAAGAACCUUCACACACCAACAUCCGUUUCUAAGAAUAAUUGUGAAGAUGAAGAUUGCCAGAAGCGGUUAAGCACCCAUUCAGAAUCAAGUGAGGAUGUGCCUUCCCCUGACUACCCGUUCUUAAGAGUCUCAAAUAACAGGCUUCACACACAGCCGAUCAAAGUACAGCCACCAUCAAUGCCACCAUCUAAAUUACUUAAUAAAAAAGAAAGUAAAGCAAAUGGAGAUUCUGAAGUCAGUACUAACUCAGCUGCUGCUGCUGCUGCUAUCAAAGAAGCAAUGGAAUUCGCUGAAGCUCGGUUAAAAGCUGCCAAAGAAUUGAUGGAGAGAAAGGGUGACAGUUUUAAGCUUCGAAAGAAGCAAGGUCAUCAUAGAGGCACAAAAUCGACAGAUCUUAAGGAAAGUAUUACACCUGAAGUGGUGCAUAUUUAUGAUGAAAAGUUGACCAUGAGAAGGUUAGUGAAAGAGGAAAAGACCAAUGGGGAGCCAGCUUUGGUGACUAGGAAUGGAGGCAGCAGUGCAGUUAAGUCAACUCACUGUGAUCACAAUGAAAAAGUGGUUACAUCACCAAGGAAGCCUCAGCAGACAGUGCAAAGUGGCUCUAAACUAGAAAAACUAGGAAAGUGGACAUCUGGUACUGACUUUUAUGAACUGAUUAGCCCUGACCAGAAAUGCAAGACCAACUCAGUUACAUGUGAAGUUCAGACAGCAAAUCCCUCCAGCAAGCCCGACCAGUUUGAGGAAGGAGAAGCCACUUUAGGGGAUUUGGAAAGGUGUGGAAAAUUAUGGGAUGGGGAUGACAUAACAGAGUUGAGAAUGGAACAUGUAAAUGUGAGAGAACAUGCUAUGUGUUCUACAGAGGAUGCAUGUAAGGCUCCUACAGCUCCAGAAGUUUCUUUUGGCAAGGGAAAACCCACAUGCCAAGAUUCAACUGAGACCCAUUUUAAAGAAUGUGUGGGGACAGAAAAUUAUCAAGAAGGACAUGGUGAUGAUAGGACAUUUGAGAUUUCAUGUGUGAAUGGUAUAUCUUCAAAGCUAAAUAAUCAAGAAAUAUCCGGUGCAUCUUUGGAAUCUUGUAUAUCUGGAAGCAACAAUAUAGAAACACUUGAGGUUCCAUGUGUUGAUGAGAUGCAGAGCCAAAUAUUGGAGGAAUAUCAUGAUGUUCAUAGCGAAAAUAUUGAAGAAAUCAAGUCAAGUCAAGUGAAAGUAUCAAAUUUAGAGGAGUCGGUGGAAUAUCAUGAAACCCCAAAUUUCCAGACACAGUUGAGUGCAGCUCAUGGAGGGACUGAAACUGUUGAGAAAGAAAAGAUGUUUAGUCUUUCUGAUGAAUUAUGCCCACAGAAUGAAAAUAAAGAAAUAACUGAAGUACCUCCAGAAUCACUCAUCCAUCAAGAAAUUAAGAAAUUUGAAACUGAGAAAGCAUAUACUUCCGUAGGAGAUAUGGUUCAAAAAUCUGAAUCACUAGAAGAGGAAGCUAACAUUACUUUGGAAAUGACAGAAAGUGCUAGUGUGAGUAGACAUGAACCAGAAGUACUGAAUGAAUAUCUCGAGGGCAUCAACGUGAUGAAUCCCCUUGUUAGAACAUGUGGUACUUCUGUUGAACAUUCAGAUAAGAUACAAGAAGCACAAGAGUCAUCAGAACCUCGACACUCUGGGACAAAAAUGGACAGAAUUGGGACAAAAAUGGACAGAAUUAGGGAUCUUAUAUUUCACUGUAAUGAAGAAGCAAAAGAUCCCUGGUUUGAUAAUAGUGAGGAGUCACAUGCGGAAGAAAAUUUAAGCCAUGAUGGUAAAGAGGGCCAGACAUCUGUGAAAGGUAUCGACAAAGGACCAAAUGAUGCAUAUGUGGAAGUUAAUGUACAUCAUUCUGAAACUGAAGUUAUUAUUGAUGAGGGCAGUGAUUGUGACAUGAAGAUGAGCACAUGCUCAAAAGAGCUGAAUGCUUCAUUUUUAGAAUCAUGCGUUAGCAUGCAGCACUUGUCUCAGAUUGAUGAGUUUAUUUCUGGUCAGGCAUCUGAUGAAAGCACCCCUCUUGAAAACCUUGCAGAGAAUUGCAGAAAAGCAGAAAAAGAAUUUCCAGCAGAAAAUUGUACAGCAUUGGAACAAGAGCAAGUUACUGGAAGCAAAUUGGAAGGGGAUGACAAAGAUAAACUAUCAAAAUCAAAACAACAGAAUCAGAAAUCUGUUAAUUUGGACAACAAAAUUGUACCUAAUUUCAUAGAGAACCCUACAUUGAACUUUUUCCAGAAACUGAGAGAUGAGACCCCUGAUGUUCAGAGAAUUGAAGGGAAGGCGAAUGUGAAAAAGACAGACAGAGAAACCGAGGUCUUGGAUGGACUAGAUGAAGACAGAGAAAGAUAUAAUAUGGAAAGAGAAAAGGAACAAGCUAAAGAGAGAUCAAGACAAAAAUUAGAAGAAGAGAAGGAACGGGAGAGAGAGCGAGCAAAAGAUAGGCUUGCUGUUCAGAGAGCUACAAAAGAAGCACAUGACAGAGCAUUUGCUGAGGCCCGUGCAAAGGCUGAAAUAAUAGCAUUGGAAAGGAUUACCUUAGCACGCCAACGAGCAUCUGCAGAAGCUCGAGAGAACAAAGAGAAGGCAAGUGCAGAAGCAGCUGCUGAGAAGGCUUCUAGAGAAGCUAGACUAAAAGCAGAACGUGCAGCAGUUGAGAGAGCAACUGCUGAAGCUCGGGAGAGAGCAAUUGAAAAGGCAAAAGCUGCUGCAGAUGCAAAGGAGCGAAUGGAAAGAUUUAGAUCCUCCUUCAAGGACAGUUUUAAGGCUACUAAUCAGGAUAAUCAACUGGACAAACAGUUUCAGAAGACAGCUUCUAAUAACUAUGAAAGAAGCACAGAUUCUAGUAAUCAAGUAGUUGAGUUUGAGUCAGCUCUAAGACAUAAAGCAAGAUCUGAGAGGGAACAACGCACAGCUGAGCGAGCGGCCAAAGCUCUAGCUGAAAAGAAUAUGAGGGACAUGCUGACUCAGAGAGAACAAGCAGAGAGACAUAGAUUAGCUGAAUUCCUUGAUCCUGAAGUCAAGAGAUGGUCAAAUGGAAAGGAAGGAAAUUUGCGAGCAUUGCUAUCUACACUGCAAUAUAUCCUUGCUUCAGAUAGUGGCUGGCAAUCGGUUCCCCUCACAGAUCUCAUUACAGCCGCUGCCGUCAAGAAAGCAUAUAGAAGGGCAACCCUUUGUGUCCAUCCUGAUAAACUACAACAAAGGGGUGCUACAAUCAGACAGAAAUAUAUUUGUGAGAAAGUGUUUGAUCUCCUUAAGGAGGCAUGGAACAAAUUCAAUUCGGAAGAGCGAUAGCGGGGGAGGUAGUGAACAAUAACUUGGACUUCUGUACCCCUAGUUUUGCCAAAACUAGAAUUUUAUUAAACAAAUUUCAAAGCCUAAUAAUAAAAAGUUGGUUGGAUCAAUAACAAAAUUGUGAACACCAUCGUGUGGUGCAGUUUUGUUAUGUGAUCUAAACAAAAUUACAGGUUGUUAGGCUCUAAAAUUUGUUUAAUGAAAUCUACUUUUGGUAAACGAGAACUAAAAUAAUUAUAUGGCCUUGAUGUUGAUUUUAGCAUCUAUGUAAAUAUGCAGCUGUAGAAAGCAUUUUCUGGCCAUUCUUGACCGUAAAUGAUCAAUUUAAUAGUGAAAUAUCAGCGAUUCUUUUGAAGGUAGUAACACAGUUUUCUGCAUA
Messenger RNA from Oryza brachyantha (malo sina), 4578 nucleotides. RefSeq lists its product as uncharacterized. Gene Ontology annotation, cellular component: vesicle; intracellular membrane-bounded organelle; cytoplasm. NCBI's taxonomy places the organism in Eukaryota, Viridiplantae, Streptophyta, Magnoliopsida, Poales, Poaceae. Gene Ontology annotation, molecular function: clathrin binding. The coding region runs from base 132 to 4199 and encodes 1355 amino acids. The transcript has 8 exons. Gene Ontology annotation, biological process: clathrin-dependent endocytosis; clathrin coat disassembly. The record is from RefSeq and is a predicted model, not a curated record.